ACAGCACAUCCUGCGCGCGCCGGGCCCGCCGCCCUCUGGAGCCGCUCGAGCCUCGACCCCGCCGCCCCCCGGGGGCCGCUGCCGCGCUCGCUCGGGGAGCCCAGUGCCGCCGCCGCCGUCGCCGAGCGCGUCCAGGAAACCAACAUGUCUGACAAAAGUGACUUAAAAGCUGAGCUAGAGCGCAAAAAACAGCGCUUAGCACAGAUAAGAGAAGAGAAGAAACGGAAGGAAGAAGAGAGGAAAAAGAAAGAGGCUGAUAUGCAGCAAAAGAAAGAACCUGUUCAGGACGACUCUGAUCUGGAUCGCAAACGCAGAGAGACAGAGGCUCUUUUGCAAAGCAUUGGUAUAUCACCGGAGCCCCCUCUAGUCCCAACCCCUAUGUCUCCCUCCUCGAAAUCAGUGAGCACUCCCAGUGAAGCUGGAAGCCAAGACUCAGGAGACCUGGGACCAUUAACAAGGACCCUGCAGUGGGACACAGACCCCUCAGUGCUCCAGCUGCAGUCAGACUCAGAACUUGGACGAAGACUGCACAGGCUGGGUGUGUCGAAGGUUACCCAGGUGGAUUUUCUGCCCAGGGAAGUUGUGUCGUACUCCAAGGAGACCCAGACUCCUCUGGCUACACAUCAGUCUGAAGAGGAUGAGGAAGAUGAGGAAAUGGUAGAACCUAAAGUUGGCCAUGAUUCAGAACUGGAAAACCAAGACCAAAAACAGGAGGUGAAAGAAGCCCCUCCACGGGAGCUGACAGAGGAAGAAAAACAGCAGAUCCUUCAUUCAGAGGAAUUUCUCAUCUUUUUUGAUCGGACAAUACGGGUAAUUGAAAGAGCACUAGCAGAAGACUCUGACAUCUUCUUUGACUACAGCGGUCGAGAGUUAGAGGAAAAAGAUGGGGAUGUCCAGGCUGGAGCCAACCUUUCUUUCAAUCGUCAAUUCUACGAUGAGCAUUGGUCCAAGCACCGAGUAGUCACUUGCAUGGAUUGGUCCCUGCAGUACCCCGAGCUGAUGGUUGCUUCCUACAACAACAAUGAAGAUGCUCCCCAUGAACCAGAUGGAGUGGCUUUGGUCUGGAACAUGAAGUUUAAGAAAACCACACCAGAAUACGUCUUUCACUGUCAGUCCUCUGUGAUGUCAGUGUGCUUCGCUCGUUUCCAUCCCAACUUGGUGGUUGGUGGGACUUACUCGGGCCAGAUUGUCCUGUGGGAUAAUCGCAGUCAUCGAAGGACACCAGUGCAGAGGACACCCUUGUCAGCUGCUGCACACACCCAUCCCGUGUACUGUGUAAAUGUUGUUGGGACCCAGAAUGCUCAUAACCUCAUCACUGUCUCUACCGAUGGUAAAAUGUGUUCCUGGAGCCUGGACAUGCUCUCAACUCCACAGGAGAGCAUGGAGCUGGUGUACAAUAAGUCCAAGCCUGUGGCUGUUACCGGAAUGGCUUUCCCGACGGGAGACGUCAAUAACUUCGUGGUUGGCAGUGAGGAGGGUACGGUCUACACAGCCUGCCGUCAUGGAAGCAAAGCAGGUAUUGGUGAGGUCUUUGAAGGUCACCAAGGGCCAGUGACUGGAAUUAACUGCCACAUGGCUGUGGGCCCAAUUGACUUUUCACACCUGUUUGUCACGUCAUCAUUUGACUGGACCGUCAAACUGUGGACCACAAAGCACAACAAGCCGCUCUACUCCUUUGAAGACAAUGCAGACUAUGUGUACGAUGUCAUGUGGUCCCCCGUGCAUCCCGCGCUCUUUGCCUGCGUGGACGGGAUGGGGCGCCUGGACCUCUGGAACCUCAACAAUGACACCGAGGUCCCGACAGCAAGUGUGGCCAUUGAAGGGGCUUCUGCCCUAAACCGUGUUCGUUGGGCUCAAGCCGGGAAAGAAGUUGCCGUUGGAGACUCAGAAGGCCGAAUUUGGAUCUACGAUGUUGGAGAGCUUGCAGUUCCCCACAAUGAUGAAUGGACCCGAUUUGCCAGGACCCUCGUGGAGAUUCGUGCCAACAGAGCUGAUAGCGAGGAGGAAGGCACCGUUGAGUUAUCUGCCUAAUGGAAACCAACCAUCCCCACCCUAGCCCCCACCUUCGCCUUCUAGAACUCAGCUCUGCAGUCAUCGAUUCCACUUGUAUCCAGUGUCCAUUCAGUAACAGUGUUGUGUGACAUUUUGGGUGUCAUAUUGUGCCAGCUUUGCUCCAAGUAUUCCAAAUGUAUCCCACCCUGCUUUCCCCUGACCUGAAAUUCACCAGAUCAUUUCUAUCUUUCUAUUUGUCUCAAAAAUGGGGGGGGAGGGGAGGGGGAGGCUUUACGGGUUUAGUUGUUGCCUUUUAACUACUUAGUAGCUGUAUUUAAUAGCUGGAAACCUCUGGUUAAAUUUGUUCUUACAUGCACUUCUGGCAUAGUCCUAUUAAAUCCAUAUGAAGCCAGAUAUGAUCAGGUGCAGAUGUGGCGUGCUUCAUGAUAUGGCACAGGGCCAAAGACUUGAGAUGUGGUGUUUUACAUGGUGACUCACAUUAUGAACGGAUUUACUAGAAGAACAUUGCUGCUCCUUAUUUAUUGUGGUGUGCUGCAUGGAACAUAUUGAUUUGAAAGCAUUAAAAUAAACGAUCCUAGAGCAUGUGCAUAAUGAGAGGACUGUAUUGUCUCUCUGCUGCUGUUGAGGUUACAUUAAGUUCCAAAGAACAAUUACAGUAUGCCAGUUCCACGGAGGACAAGAAAUCUUUAGAGGUUCGUUGCAAUGAACGGAAUGAAUUUUAAUGCCUAUUAUUUCUAGGUACUUUGACAAUAUUUCAAAUAUAGUUGACCAUUGAUACUUGUCAUUCAAGCUAACACAGUCCAACAAGAGUCUGUGGUUCCUGAAUAUGACACCAGUA
This is a messenger RNA of Prionailurus viverrinus (fishing cat), 2851 nucleotides long. RefSeq names its product dynein cytoplasmic 1 intermediate chain 1 (gene DYNC1I1). Bases 145 to 2031 code for a protein of 628 amino acids. NCBI's taxonomy places the organism in Eukaryota, Metazoa, Chordata, Mammalia, Carnivora, Felidae. Gene Ontology annotation, biological process: transport along microtubule. Gene Ontology annotation, molecular function: dynein light chain binding; dynein heavy chain binding. The record is from RefSeq and is a predicted model, not a curated record. Gene Ontology annotation, cellular component: cytoplasmic dynein complex. The transcript has 17 exons.